UACCCGAUAAAUUCAUGGUUGGGUGCAUGAUUGCAAAGUUACCUCCUUCAUGCAGAACUUCGCGAGUACUCUGAAACAUAAGAGACAUGAGAUAUUAGUUGAAAAUCUGAUUGCAUCUCUUGAUGUUGAAGAGAAAGCUCGGGCUAAAGACACUAUUGAGAAAAGAGGUGAGGUUCAACCUACUGACCUAGGGAACAAGAACAAAGGGAAGAACAAGCCUAUUUUCGACAAGCCUGUCAAGACUACUACCGUCAAGAAGAAGUUCAACAAGGUUGAGUUAGAGUGCUACGCCUAUGGGAAGCCCAGACACUUUUCCAAGGAAUGCCUAGACUGUGCAGACCGCAAAGGGAAAACGAGCUCCAAGACUGACAACAUGGUGACCGCUAGCAAUACUGAUGGCUCUCAAGGGAUUCUUCCGUCCUAACGGGGAAUGGGUCGCAUGCUUUUGUUUGUGGCAUUGACACGGUGGAUCAGAAGUUUACUUCGGGGAAGAUCGCACAGCUAAGGAACAUUCAACAUGUCCCUACUAUGAACAAGAAUCUAGUUAGCGGCUCCCGUCUAUGUCGAGAUGGGUUUAGGGUAGUUUUAGAGUCAAAUAAAGUAACCGUGUCAAGAUUUGGACAGUUUAUAGACAAAGGCUAUGAGUGCGGAGUCAUGUUCCGUUUUUCCCUUCCAGAUUUUUGCAAU
Triticum aestivum (bread wheat) is the source of this 687-nucleotide messenger RNA. RefSeq lists its product as uncharacterized. NCBI's taxonomy places the organism in Eukaryota, Viridiplantae, Streptophyta, Magnoliopsida, Poales, Poaceae. The record is from RefSeq and is a predicted model, not a curated record. Bases 50 to 424 code for a protein of 124 amino acids. The transcript is spliced from 2 exons.